AUGCCAUCCAAUCCAAGUUCAAGUUGGUUAAAUCUUCAGAAUAUAUACUAUAGUCUCAACUCAUGCUAUGAUAAUUUGAAUUGGUCAAUUGCAAAUCUUUAUACUGAUUAUAAGGUUGCCAUUUCAGGUCAAACCACAUUAUUAGCAUUAUCAUCAAAACAUGUUCCCCAUCCUAAUAUCAUCGAAAUUUAUUCAAUUAGUGGAGAUAAACUUUGGUCAAUCGUAUAUAACAAUCGACCUGAAGAUCAUAUAGUUGAUUAUCAUUUCAGAAAUGAAGAUUUGUGCCUUGUUUUCAAUAAUAAUAGAUAUAGGUAUUAUCUGGACUUUAAGACAACUUUCAAUGAAUACGAUUAUACUGAAAAUAUCAUUAAACUCGAGAACUUAUCGAGUCAAUUCGAUAGCUCUACUGUUUCAAACAAUGGUCAUUAUAUCACUGACUUGGAAAAUAAUGAAACUGAAGAGGUAUUCCAAGUAUUGGAAGUUAAGCUUUGGAAGGACUAUCUUGUGAUACGACAAUCUCAAAGAAUAAUCAUCAGUGAUUUGAAUACUUUCACCAAUUAUGAAAUAUCGUUACAAUCAUUAGAUCUGACCCAGAUUCAUAAUAUAUGCUUCACUUCCACUACGAAUGAUAUUUUGAUCUCUUAUAAGGAUACAGUUAUUGUAUGUAAAGUGGAAUUGUUAUUUAAUAAUUAUGAAUUGAUAGAUCAAGGAUUAACUGAUGGUCCUUUCACAUCCGUCUCCCCAUCUCCUAAUGGUGAGUUGAUAUGUUUAUUCAAUGAUAAGACUUCAACAGUAUAUGUUAUCAAUAAUAAGUUUGAUAGAAUCUUGUUGGAAUAUAAUACUUCAGAUGAAUCAAGUAUACCUUAUCAGAUAGCAUGGUGUGGAGGUGACGUUAUAGUUUUAUCAUUAAGAGAUGAAAUUAAAUUAAUUGGACCAGGUCAACUGUCAAUAUCUCACUAUUAUGAUCUUAUAGAAGAAGAUGAAAAUGAAGAUGAAUUUGAUCUAGAUAGAUUAUUAAGAGGAAAUACUACUGCCCCAAUUGUGACCGAUGAUCAAGAUUUAAGCUAUGUCAUUCCCAUAUUAAAAACGGAAUCAGAUGGUCUUAAAAUAAUCACUUCUAACAAAAUUCAAUUCCUUUCUAGAGCCCUGGAUUCAGCUAUUCUGUUGUAUCAAAUCGGUUCAUCUCAUCCUGCUAGUAUUUUAUUAGAUUGUAUUGAUAAAUUAGCUGUCCAUUCUUCUAAGGCUGAUACCAAUAUUUCCUUGCUCAAAGCGGAUGGCACAUUACUAACUGCUAUGAAAACUUGUUUAACAGUGGCAUUAGAAGAAUUCAAUCCAUUCUGGCAAAAGAAAAUAUUGAAAGCGGUUUCAUUUGGAAAGGCGUAUUAUGAUGAUGGUUAUUAUAACAGUGAUGAUUAUUUGAAUACUUUGAAUACAAUCCGAGUAUUAAAUCAAUUAAGAUCGUCUUCAGUGGGGAUCUUUUUAACCAUUAAUGAAAUCUUAGAAGCUGGUUGGAAAGAAGUUAUCUUAAUGUUGUUAAGACGAGAUUUACAUUUGAUUGCUAUAAAAGUAAUUGAAUCAUUAAAAUUAACUGAUCUCAAGAGUUUAGUAUAUGUACAUUGGUGUUGUUAUAAGAUUAGAAAGGAAGCUAACUCAUCUGAUGCUGAGCUAUUCGAUCUUGUUAAGAAGAAAUUAACCAACGACACAUCAGUCAAUACUAUUUCAAUGGAAAAGAUUUCUCAAGUAGCUUAUGAAGAAGGUAGGAUUAAUUUGUGUAAGUUAUUAAUUAAAUUGGAACCUUCGAUAAAGCAAAAGAUGUUACAAUUUUUGAAAUAUGAAGAAUUGGAAUUGGCCUUGACUGAAUCUAUUCAAAGUGGUGAAUAUGAUUUAUCUCGAAUCAUAUUAUUGUAUUUACAAGAUACGCUUACACUUUCACAGUUUUUCAGAGUACUUAAUCAAAAUGAAAUCAAAGAAAGUGAAAUUGUUUCUGAUAGACUUUUCAUCGGUGAUGAAUUGGUUGGAAACCUUUGGAUAAAUGGUAUUGGAAAGGAUGAUAUAGAUACAUUGGAAGCAUAUUAUACACAAGAGGAUAAAAUUAUACAAUUAUCAAAUACGAAAUUGAAAAUAUUCAUUGAAGAAGCAGAUGAUACUGAUGAAUCUUAUUAUAAGUCUUAUAAAUCUCGAUUACAAAAAUCAAUCAAUAGAUCGAAUAUUAAAAGAAUCAAUAAAUUAUAUCAACAUGAACUUGAUAUUUUAGAACUUCAGAAACGACUUGGAGAAACUUACUUAACUAACUUCUAUAAUGAUAAAGCAAUAUCAUCAAUAUUAGUAAGAUUAAUCGGUAUGAAUCAAUUAAAACCAGCCGCAAAGAUAGUCAAAGAUUUUAAAGUCACUCCCGAAAAGUAUUGGAAUCUUGUGGUUGAGACGUAUGCUUCAGCUAAAGAGUUUGAGAAAUUAUAUGGUUUCAUUACUGAUAUAAAUGAUAUUGCCAAUGUUAAAUCCCCUAUUGGAUUUCAACCUUUCGUAGAAGCUUGUUUCAAAUAUGGAGGUCCAAAAGAUCAUAUUACUAAUUAUAUUAAGAAUUGUACUAAUAUUGAUUAUUCUGAACGAGUGAAAUACUUUGUUAAGAAUCAAGACUAUGAAUUAGCAGGUCAAGAAGCAUUUAAAGUUAAAGAUGUAAGAAUAUUACGAGAUUUAUUAAAAUAUAAUCUUGAUGAUCAAGUUAAAACUUCCAUUAAUGAGUAUAUAGCUAAAUUAGGUUAUUAA
Messenger RNA from Scheffersomyces coipomensis, 2763 nucleotides. RefSeq names its product tethering complex subunit (gene VPS16). Gene Ontology annotation, cellular component: endosome; lysosomal membrane; cytoplasm. The coding region runs from base 1 to 2763 and encodes 920 amino acids. The record is from RefSeq and is a predicted model, not a curated record. Lineage: Eukaryota; Fungi; Ascomycota; Pichiomycetes; Serinales; Debaryomycetaceae. The transcript has a single exon. Gene Ontology annotation, molecular function: actin binding. Gene Ontology annotation, biological process: intracellular protein transport; vacuole fusion, non-autophagic; endosomal transport.